AUGGCGUCAACAGGCGAAACAUUUCGUGAUAGCAUUAACACCGUCUUGGUUGUACGAUUCAAGGAAAAAAUGGCCGAUGGAACUGGAAUGAUGGAGAAGCCUCUCUUUGGUGGAUACCUUUCAGCCUACCUUCCCUCUGAUGUUAUAGAUAUCAGCCAAAUGCGAACUGUGCCAGACAAUCAAGAAGUUUUCGUUCAUCCAAGCUCAGACCAGAGCAUCAUCAUAGAGAUCUUGGAGUAUGUAGCAGAACAAGAUGAACAAGCAUUGAGGACACAUUUUGAAGAAGUCUCCAAUAAUAAUGAAACAUCUAUUGGUAACUCAGAAGUUGAAGUGACUGAGACCAUUCCUUUGGACAAAGUGGCGCUGACACAUUGUUCUAAAGCAUGGUACUUAAAGGGAAAACAAAAAGUAUCAAAAUUUAAAGAAGGUGAAAAUGCAGCAAAUAUCAUUGACAUUCACAUGGGCCUGUUCAGGAUUCCUCAACACAGUACUGAUCUAUUGGUCACUUUAAAUGAUCCCAUUCAAAUCAGCCAACAGAGUAGCAGUCACGAGACACUUGAAGAGCAGAGCCCUCUAUCUGCAUCCAGUCAUACUAAAUGGACUUCAGAACAAUAUCAGCAAAUAGUGCUUACAAUAAAGAUACUGGAUUUAGGGAUAUUUGGAUAGUUCAUGAAUAAAAUUUUAUUAUUUUUAUUUACACAUUUGUGCUAGAUAUGAACAAACCCACCAGUCAUCCAUCUGAUGAAUAGAUUUGAUGGGAUUGAAUGAAAUUGAGAAUGUGCCCCAGUGUUCUGCACUGUUUAUGCAUUGGCAAACAAAAAUUGUAUUCAGAGAUGUGGCAUUUACUUAGUACCAGCAACUAGUCACCUUUCAUAAAAAAACACAAUUAUAUUUGAAAUAUUAUAAAGGUGGUUAUAGUACUUAGGGUGCUUACCUUACAAAGAAGGUCAUUCUUUGAUUAAAAUUGUAUGUACACUGUACAUGUAGAUGACAAAAAGUAUAAGAUAAGACAAAGAGAUAAAUGAAUACAUCUAGUGUUUGUAUGUUUUUACAUGAUUCAUUAUUCAUGUAUAGCUAGGCUGCUAUUUCA
This is a messenger RNA of Owenia fusiformis, 1090 nucleotides long. The record is from the annotation of a GenBank genome assembly. NCBI's taxonomy places the organism in Eukaryota, Metazoa, Annelida, Polychaeta, Sabellida, Oweniidae.